Messenger RNA from Vanderwaltozyma polyspora DSM 70294, 774 nucleotides. RefSeq names its product rRNA-binding ribosome biosynthesis protein UTP23 (gene UTP23). Lineage: Eukaryota; Fungi; Ascomycota; Saccharomycetes; Saccharomycetales; Saccharomycetaceae. The coding region runs from base 1 to 774 and encodes 257 amino acids. Gene Ontology annotation, cellular component: small-subunit processome; nucleolus. The record is from RefSeq and is a predicted model, not a curated record. Gene Ontology annotation, molecular function: small ribosomal subunit rRNA binding. The transcript has a single exon.
AUGCGUCAAAGAAGAGCUAAAUCCUAUAGAAAGCAAAUGUUAGUAUACAAUCACACUUUCAAAUUUAGAGAGCCAUAUCAAGCGAUUGUAGAUGACCAAUUAGUUUUAGAUUGUUGUCAAUCGAAAUUUGAUAUUCUAAAGGGUUUGAAACGUACGUUACAGGCAGAAGUCAAAGUGAUGAUCACACAAUGUUGUAUGCAAGCGUUAUACAAAACUGAUAAUCAAGAGGCAAUUAGUAUUGCUAAAGAGUUUGAAAGACGUCGUUGUAAUCAUCCUCCAAAGGAUCCCAAAUCUCCAUUGGAAUGUAUUGAAAGUAUUGUAGAUAUAAAAGGUUCCAACAAGCACAGAUAUGUUGUGGCUUCUCAAGAUAUGGAUAUCAGAAGAAAACUGAGAAAGAUUCCAGGUGUCCCAAUUGUACAUGUUUCAAGAGCGGUGAUGAUUUUAGAACCAUUAAGCGACGCCAGUUUGAAAAUUAGCGAAAGAUUGGAAAAGGAUAAAUUAUAUAAAGGUUUGAAUGAUUCAAAACACACAGCUGGUUUAGAUGAACCAAAAUCGGAAAAAUCGGAAAAAACCAGUGAAAGUAAGAAGAAUAAGGGACCUAAACAACCAAAUCCAUUAAGUAUGAAGAAAAGAAAAUCAAAGCCAGCUAGUAAUGAAGUUGAAGCUGAAACUGAAUCAAAGAAAAAAAGAAGAAGAAAGCAUAGAUCGAAUGCUAACUCUAAUGAAUCAGAGAUUAAACAUUCAGAUAAUGAAAACGCUAGCGAUGGCGAAUAA